Messenger RNA from Oryzias melastigma (Indian medaka), 8226 nucleotides. RefSeq names its product dicer 1, ribonuclease type III (gene dicer1). The coding region runs from base 294 to 5867 and encodes 1857 amino acids. Gene Ontology annotation, biological process: apoptotic DNA fragmentation; siRNA processing; pre-miRNA processing. NCBI's taxonomy places the organism in Eukaryota, Metazoa, Chordata, Actinopteri, Beloniformes, Adrianichthyidae. Gene Ontology annotation, molecular function: ATP binding; ribonuclease III activity; deoxyribonuclease I activity. The record is from RefSeq and is a predicted model, not a curated record. The transcript has 29 exons. Gene Ontology annotation, cellular component: nucleus; cytoplasm; RISC complex.
GCGAAAAGGAAGUGGUCCCCCGUGGACGAGUAGUAGCCGCAUAUUCGGACAGUCCGCCUGGGAUGUUAGUGAGUGUUUUUAGGAGACGACUUAUUUUGUGUUCGGACGAAUCGGUCGGUGGAAAAAGAAGCGCGCGGGUCCGUUGCGGACAAACGGCAGCCGUAGAUGAACUAUCAUGAAGCCCAGAUUAAAUAAGCUCCUGUCGUCUACAAGCUCUCAGUUUUUGUCUUGAACGGAUAAAGACGGAGGAUGAAAUGAGAUAAAAGGACGACCGGAGGAGCGCAGACUGAAGCAUGGCGGGCCUGCAGCUCAUCACCCCAGCCACGUCGCCCAUGGGGCCCUUUUUCGGUCUGCCGUGGCAGCAGGAGGCCAUCCAUGACAACAUCUACACCCCCAGGAAAUAUCAGGUCGAACUUCUUGAAGCAGCUCUUGAGCACAACACCAUCGUCUGCUUGAAUACCGGCUCAGGGAAGACGUUCAUUGCAGUCCUGCUAACUAAAGAGCUCUCCCAUCAAAUCCGGGGAAGCUACCAUGAAAACGCCAGGAGGACGGUUUUCCUGGCAAACGCAGCCUCGUCUGUGGUUCAACAAGCCGCUGCCGUCAGGACGCACUCUGACCUCCAUGUGGGGGAGUACACUGACCCGCAGGAGGCGACGGCGUGGAGCCGCCAGCGCUGGAGCCGGGAAAUCGCAGACAAUCAGGUGCUGGUCAUGACCUGCCACGUCUUCCUGCACGUUCUGACCAAUCACAUCUUACCAUUGUCUAAAAUCAACUUAGUCGUGUUUGACGAUUGUCACCUGGCCAUCACGGAGCAUCCGUACUGCGAGAUCAUGAAGCUGUUUGAGGAGCACACCUGCGGCUCUCGCAUCCUCGGACUCACCGCCUCCAUCCUCAACGGAAAGUGUGACCCGUCAGAACUGGAGCAGAAGAUUCAGAACCUGGAGAGAAUCCUGAAGAGCAGCGCGGAAACUGCCACCGAUCUGGUGGUUCUGGACAGGUACGCCUGUCAGCCCAGAGAGGUGGUGCUGGACUGCGGGCCGUACACGGACAAGAGCGGCCUGUCAUCCCGUCUGCAGACGGAGCUGGAAGACGCUCUCCUCUUCCUCAACGACUGUAACAUUUCUGCUUCCAGAGAAGAUCGAGAUCCCACCUUCAUAUCCAAGCAGAUCCUGAGCGACUGCCUGGCGGUGCUGCAGGUUCUGGGCCCCUGGUGUGCAGAUAAAGCCGCCGGCAUCAUGGUCAGAGAGCUGCAGAAGUACAUCAAGCACGAGCAGGAGGAGCUCAGCCGCAAGUUCCUGCUCUUCACAGACACUAUCCUGCGCAAAGUGCACGCUCUGUGCGAGGAGCACUUCUCCCCCGCCUCCCUGGAUCUGAAGUUCGUCACCCCCAAGGUCCUGCGGCUGCUGGAGAUCCUCCACGAGUACAAGCCGUUCGAGAGGCAGCAGUUUGAGAGCGUGGAGUGGUACAACAACCGCAACCAGGACAACUACGUGUCCUGGAGCGACUCGGAAGACGAAGAUGAAGACGAGGAGGUGGAGGCCAAAGAGAGGCCUGAAACGAACUUUCCCUCCCCCUUCACCAACAUCCUGUGUGGGAUCGUCUUUGUGGAGAGACGCUACACCGCUGUGGUCCUCAACCGCCUCAUCAAAGAAGCGGGGAAGCAAGACCCCGAGCUGGCUUACAUCAGCAGCAACUUCAUCACCGGCCACAGCAUCGGCAAAAACCAGCCGCGCAACAAGCAGAUGGAGGUGGAGUUCAGGAAGCAGGAGGAGGUUCUCAGGAAGUUCCGAGCUCACGAAACCAACCUGCUGAUCGCCACCAGCAUCGUGGAGGAAGGAGUCGAUAUUCCAAAGUGCAACCUGGUGGUGAGGUUCGACCUGCCCACAGAGUACAGGUCGUACGUCCAGUCCAAGGGGCGGGCGCGGGCCCCCGUCUCCAACUACAUCAUGCUGGCCGACUCCGAGAGGACGCAGGCCUUCCAGGAGGACCUCACCACGUACAAGGCCAUCGAGAAGAUCCUGAGGAACAAAUGCUCCAAGUCUGUGGAGGUGGGGGAGUUCGACGGCGAGCAGGUUGCCGAUGACGACAACAUCCUCCCUCCUUAUGUGCUGCGCUCUGAAGACGGAGGCCCGCGGGUCACCAUCAACACGGCCAUCGGGCACAUCAACAGGUAUUGCGCCCGGUUGCCUAGCGACCCGUUCACGCACCUCGCGCCCAAAUGUAAGACUGUUGAGACGGGGGCUGGGCGCUUCCAGGCCACGCUGUACCUGCCCAUAAACUCACCUCUGCGCGUUCCCAUUAAGGGUCCUGUGAUGCACUGCGCCCGACUGGCAGAGAAAGCCGUCGCUCUCCUUUGCUGUGAGAAACUCCACAAAAUAGGUGAGCUGGACGACCACCUGAUGCCUGUGGGGAAGGAGACGGUGAAGUACGAGGAGGAGCUGGACCUCCACGAUGAGGAGGAGACCAGUGUGCCGGGGCGGCCCGGCUCCACCAAGAGGAGGCAGUGCUACCCGAAAGCCAUACCAGAGUGUCUGCGGGACAGCUACGCCGUGCCGGAGCAGACCUACUACCUGUACGUGAUUGGGAUGGUCCUCACCACACCCCUUCCCGACGAGCUCAACUUCCGUCGAAGGAAGCUCUACCCUCCGGAGGACACCACCCGGACCUUCGGCAUCCUCACCGCCAAACCUAUACCUCGAAUUCCCCACUUCCCGGUGUACACUCGCUCCGGUGAGGUGACCAUCUCCAUUGAGCUGCAGAAGUCGGGCUUCACGCUCAGCGCCGCUCAGCUGGACCUCAUCACCCGCCUGCACCAGUACAUCUUCUCCCACAUCCUCCGCCUGGAGAAACCUGCACUGGAGUUCAAGCCCACGGUGGCUGACUCAGCUUACUGCGUUCUACCUCUGAAUGUUGUUGGGGACUCCAACACACUAGACAUGGACUUCAAGUUCAUGGAGGACAUUGAGAAGUCUGAGGCCCGCACUGGCAUUCCUACCACUAAAUACACCAAGCAGAACCCGUUCACCUUCAAGCUGGAGGACUACCAGGACGCCGUCAUCAUUCCAAGAUAUCGUAACUUCGAUCAGCCUCAUCGUUUCUACGUCGCUGACGUGUACACAGACCUGACGCCGCUCAGCAAGUUUCCUUCACCAGAAUACGAGACCUUCGCCGAGUAUUACAAAACCAAGUACAACCUGGACCUGUCUAAUCUGAACCAGCCUCUCCUGGACGUAGACCACACCUCCUCCAGACUGAACCUGUUGACUCCUCGGCAUCUGAACCAGAAAGGCAAAGCUUUGCCUCUGAGCAGCGCGGAGAAGAGGAAGGCCAAAUGGGAGAGUUUACAGAACAAGCAGAUCCUUGUUCCGGAGCUGUGCGCCAUCCACCCCAUCCCCGCCUCCCUGUGGAGGAAGGCGGUGUGUCUGCCCAGCAUCCUGUACCGCCUCCACUGCCUGCUGACCGCCGAGGAGCUGAGAGCCCAGACUGCCUGUGAGGCCGGAGUGGGGAUCCAGAACCUCCCGCCCGACUUCAGAUACCCAAACUUGGACUUCGGCUGGAAAAGAUCCAUCGACAACAAAGCUUUCGGCUCCUGCCCCGAGUCCUGCAGCGAGGACGGCGUCUGUGAGCAUCAGGAGGCCGGAAGCUCUGAGCGUUCCCUCCCGGCACAUCCCGGCUCCAGCGUUCUUAAUCUGACAAACGGCACCGCUGAGGACGGCCCCCAAGACGAGCACCUUCACCAACGCCAGCUAAGCUCCAGCAGCUCUGGGCUGCAGAGCGCUGAACCAGAGUCUACCUCAGCUCCUGCGCGGGCUCCUUCCAGCUCCAGUCCUCCACAGCCCAGCAGUGAAUGUACGCCUGCAAGGACCUCACACCAUGCACUUGAAGCUACCUCAGGCUGCCAGCUUUCAGCCACCGCUCCCACAGCACCUUCGGCGGACUCCACCAGCGAGCACCAGCAGGGCUCCUCUGUGGGAGACUCCCCCAAGAACCUGGGGCCCAACCCGGGUCUCAUCCUGCAGGCCCUGACUCUGUCCAACGCCAGCGACGGCUUCAACCUGGAGCGGCUGGAGAUGCUGGGAGACUCGUUCCUGAAGCACGCCAUCACCACGUACCUGUUCUGCACCUAUCCCGACGCCCACGAAGGACGGCUCAGCUACAUGAGGAGCAAGAAGGUGAGCAACUGUAACCUGUACCGUCUGGGGAAGAAGAAAGGGCUGCCAAGCAGGAUGGUGGUGUCCAUCUUUGACCCCCCUGUUAACUGGCUGCCCCCCGGAUACGUGGUCAACCAGGACAAGAGCAGCACUGACAAAGUGGACUCAGAGUCCAAAGAGGAGCUUCUGACCAAUGGGAGGCCUGGGAAUGACUUUGAUGACGACGACGAUGACGACGACACCGGAGAGGAGCUGGACGAGUUGAUGCUGAAAGAGGAGCCAAAGGAUGAAGUGAACAUGGAGGAUGACCUGGAGUACUACAAGGAGCACAUCCGGUUUAUCGACAACAUGCUGCUGGGAUCGGGCGCCUUCGGGAAGAAGAUCUCCCUGAGCAGCUUCCCCCACUCGCUCAGCCCGGCCUCGGGCUCCUGCCUGGAGUCCUCCUACGACUGGAAGGUUCCCAAAAAGCCCGCCCACCCGCCGCCGUUCCCCAGCGAUCCGGCGCCCAGUGGGAUGUCGGCGGAGGAGUUCGACUACAGCUCGUGGGACGCCAUGUGCUACCUGGACCCCAGCAAGGCGGGGGAGGAGGACGAUUUUGUGGUGGGUUUCUGGAACCCGUCGGAAGAAAACUGCGGCACCGAGCUGGGCAAGCAGUCCAUCUCCUACGACCUGCACACGGAGCAGUGCAUCGCCGAUAAAAGCAUCGCAGACUGUGUGGAAGCUCUGCUGGGAUGCUACCUGACCAGCUGUGGAGAGAGGGCCGCUCAGAUGUUCCUCUGCUCCCUCGGCCUCAAGGUGUUGCCGUCUCAGCCUGGGACGAGCAAGGGAUCCUCCAGCAAGACCUCGUCUGCAGACCUGAGCUACGGCUGGCUGAAGAUCCCACCCCGCUGCAUGCUGGACCACCCGGACGCAGAGCGCACGCUCCAGCAUCUCAUCUCCGGCUUUGAGAACUUCGAACAGAAGAUCAACUACACCUUCCAGAAUAAGGCCUACCUGCUGCAAGCCUUCACCCAUGCUUCCUACCAUUACAACACCAUCACAGAUUGUUACCAGCGGUUGGAGUUUCUAGGUGAUGCAAUUCUAGACUACCUCAUAACGAAGCACCUUUACGAAGACCCGCGGCAGCACUCCCCCGGCGUGCUGACGGACCUGCGCUCGGCUCUCGUCAACAACACGAUCUUCGCCUCCCUGGCCGUCAAAUACGACUACCACAAGUACUUCAAGGCCAUCUCGCCGGAGCUGUUCCACGUCAUCGACGACUUCGUGCAGUUCCAGCUGGAGAAGAACGAGAUGCAGGGCAUGGACUCAGAGCUGCGGCGCUCCGAAGAAGACGAGGAGAAGGAAGAGGACAUUGAGGUCCCAAAGGCCAUGGGGGACAUCUUUGAGUCUCUGGCUGGAGCCAUCUACAUGGACAGCGGGAUGUCUCUGGAGACCGUGUGGCAAGUUUACUACCCAAUGAUGAGGCCUCUGAUCGAAAAGUUCUCUGCUAACGUUCCGCGAUCUCCGGUCAGAGAGCUGCUCGAGAUGGAGCCAGAAACCGCCAAGUUCAGCCCUGCAGAGCGGACGUACGACGGGAAGGUGCGGGUGACGGUGGAGGUGGUCGGGAAGGGCAAGUUCAAGGGAGUCGGCCGCAGCUACCGGAUCGCCAAGUCUGCGGCGGCGCGGCGAGCGCUGCGCAGCCUCAAAGCCAAUCAACCUCAGGUCCAAAACAAUUGAGCUCUGGGUUGAGCUCCCAACAUUAGCACCUAAGCUAUCGACGCUAACGGAGGACAAAGAGUGGCGACCCAGCUCAGCACGGCGCGCGGCGAGCUUGCGUUCCGCAGGGGGAGGGGUGAUGAGGCGUUCAGGGAUCCCUGUGGAUUUCCUUCACCUUCUUCUUCUUCUUCUUCUUUUAUGUUUGCGCAGACACAAUCUUUCCUUUCUGCUUUGUUAGUGCUUAGCGAGCGGCGCCGCCGCGUGACCCGAGGCGACGCUCGUAGCGUAGUGUUAGGCUGUACAUAGACAAACCGGGCCGCGUCGGUGUGACGAACCCACGCCAGCGGGCGCCUGUAGGGGGCGUCUCCCUCAUUUUUGCACUCAUUCCAUGACAGUCUGUUAUCUGGAGACUCACGGUCACGCCAAAACCAUAAACGUAGCAGAGUAAAUAAAUAUAUAUGAGAGUAUGGCGCGCGUAGAUGGAUAUAACGGACCUUGGGCGGCGAGGCCCUCAAUCAUGACCUGCGAUCUCCACAUUCCCAGUUACUGUAAUUUGAAGUGGUUGCAUGUUGCUGUAGCUUGUGCUCAAACAACUGGAGCGUUCGUGGCAUUACCUUCUGGUCCGGCGUGGCGUUUCCCCUCGCUCGAGGCUGAAGUCGCUUCCUGAGGAUACCGGCUUCUUCUUUGUGUUCUCAUGAGUGUCGCCUCUCGCUGAAUGUCGUCGGUUCACUUGAAUACCUCAGUUAAUUGCAUGCAUUUCUUUUUUUUUGGUGCUAUGUUUCGUUUUUGUAUUAAGCUUGAACUUCUCAUCCUUUUGCACUGUAACUAUGAUACCUCUUUAUUUGACGUUUGUUUGGUUUUUCCUGUCGCUGUAGAGGAGAACCGCCAUGCAACUCCUUAACCCCUCCCCCAACACUUUUUUUGGGGAAAUGGGGAUUAUUUAGGAUUUGAUAGGAGUAAAUGGAUCGUCUGAAGCUCCUCCCCCUUCGUUGGUCUGCGUGGCGUCUACCUCAAACAUGUUCAGUAUUCAGCAAAGGCGUCUGGAUCUGGGUGCCUUUUUUUUCUGUUUUGUUUUUUGUGUGGGAGAAGUUUGGGGAAUUCCCGCGGCGGAUCGUUCAGACGACCCGUUUCUGCCGACCCGAUCCCGACCGGCAAAACGGCGCCGCUCGGAACUCGACGGUGGUAAAGCGACUGCCUCUUUUCUUUUUCCCUUUUCAGAAACAGUCAUUCGCCUUUAAAUGUAACGAGCUAAUGAAAACAGGCCCCGCCCACACUCAAGCAGGCCCCACCCACAUUCAAACAGGCUCCGCCCACACUUAAGUAGCACCUAUUGACUAAUCUGAAUAAAUUAAUCUGUUUUUCUCGUUAAAUUAACAAAGUUUUUUUUUAAAAAAGACUCGAGUUUAAAUUUUUCUUAUUCUUAUUCCACAAAUUAGUUUUAUGAACUCCUAAAAAUAUGUAAUUUCAGUUAAAAACCUUUAAAAUGUUACACAAAACUGAGUGGUGGAAACUAAGUGAUGAGUAGCAGCUGUCACUGAUGACAUUAGUGUUCAGAACGGGUCUUUAAAAUAUAUAUUCAUCUGAAACUGUAAUUAGAUAUUAUUUAAAACUAUGUUUUCUCUUUUUUUCUUUGUAAAGUGUAAUACUUAUUCUAUUUAAAGCAUUUUUAGAAAGGUAAGGUACAUGAUUUUAGAAAUAAAAAAUGUUUAUCUCAUUUUAAAAUAUUCAAAAUAAAAAAUAAAAAAAUUAUGGAAGCAUAAAGUUUUAUUAGGGAAAUUUAAAAACUAAGACCUGAAAACCAGAAAAGAUUUUUUUUAUUUGUGCAAAAAUUGAACUCCUCAUUGUUAACUUGAAAUAAGCUGAUAAAAAAAUAAAAAUCUUUUUUUAAUUAUAGAUGGAAAUGGUCUGAAGAUAUGAAACAAAGACAUUGAGAACGUUAUAUUAAAGCUUUUUAGGAUCGAUACUUUGGUUUUCCUAAUUUGCAUGAUUGAAAAAUAUCAAAUUAGGACGUCAUCUGCUCACGUGUGAUCUGUAAAGUUGGACUCUCUGGGCCUCCGUAGCUGUCGCCGUGACUCAUUAUUUCAUUAAUUCAUUGGCAACAUCUGGAAAUGUUUCCGGAACGGUCCUGUAGACGCAUUUAACACUACAACUCAGCCAGGUGAAAAGGAGGCGAAGUCACGAGAGAGGCCACGCCCCCUUUAGCUCAGCAGGUUCUUGUCAUGGAGGUGUGGGGGGGCGACUCCCUCAUUCUUUUUGUAAAUGUAGCACAACGGAGCGUUGCACUCGGGCGCCGUUCUUUACCUCAUCUCGGACUCGUGUUUGCGACACAGGGCGCUCGCUGCUGUUGCCGAAGGGGAGGGGCUUAUCUGAAAAAAAAAAA